UCACUUUCUCAAAAGCUUCUCCCGGCAUCAUCACAACUCGUCGGGUCCCAAGCCGCCCGUGUGCUCGGCACAUUCAAAAUUGAAAUCCUCGCUCGAAAAACGAACCCCUAAAUAAAAUUGUGCGCGAAUCUUUUUAACCCCAAACUUUUUCAAUUCGAUAAAUUCUCUAUUUACUCCCCACUUCCGAAAUCUCUACCCAUCAGGCUCGGGGCUCAUUUCUAUUUGAUCUAAAUCCAAUACAAAUGUGCAAUCCCAACUAGAUGCCAACCUAUUAUUAUCCCAUUUUUAUACUUUUGCUCUUUUUGAGCACCUCAUGGGCCGGCCCCACAGUUCUGAUCACCGGACCAUCGUGGAACAACUUAGCGAAAUUCAAUGUUCUGCUUGAUUUCGUGCCAGAAGAUGUCGUGGAAAACAAUAGCUUCUUCAACUCGAACAUUGUUAUCUUCAACGAGGCUUAUCAAGAUUCCAUGCUGAGUAACUCAAAAGUCUAUGAAAUCGACAGUGUCUCUUUGAAAAACAAUGUUUCUACGGUGGUUUUUGUCAGUGAUUCCGCAAAAGAGCAUGAUGAAAACCUGAAGGCCAUUCUUAGAACUGAAAGAUCAUUGUUCGUAGUGGAAUUCGGCAGAAAUAACCAAAAACCAUGGCAAGAGCUGGCCGAUUGCUGGGCAACAUCAGAAAUUGCGUCCACUACACAAAACAAAGUGUAUUUUUGCAAUAAGAAAAGCCAGGAGAUUCCGUUUGAAAUUUCAACAGAGCUAAUCUUAAUCCAGAAACCCGUCGUUCCAAAAAUAACUUCCUUCUUUUAUGCCAGCGCCACCAAGCACCGAGUUGAUAGGAAAAAGGUGGAAGAGGAGCUGGAGGACGAGAUUCAGGAUAUUGUCGAGGAGUCCAUGAGAACCGUCGAGAGAAGGAAGAAGCAUGACAACGACGACGAUGAUGAUGAUGAAGACGGAAAUGAAUUUGAUAAUAGACAUGACCCAAAGCGAGAUCAUCGCCUCCACUGCAAAUACCGCAAAUCAUGCUAUGAGUCUGGGAAACGAGGGCUCAUAGAGCCAUUCGACAUUUCCUUCGAUCAUAUUUUCCAUUUUUGGAGAGCUCCAGCAACCCAACAGCAUCAUCUUCCAAUAACUGAAGACGCAGAUCAGGAUGGUGUUCCAGACUCUGAAGAUGAUGAUGUCACCCUUGCAGAUCGCAAGUUUGUGUGCAAAUAUCGAACAUCAUGCUACAAGGAUCACAACAUACCGUUGAGUGACAAGCUUCAGGAGCGAGAGAGAAGUUUCAUGAGCGCCAAGCUUCAAGUUCCGCAGGGAAAAAAACGAACGUUGAAGGAUAUCGCAAAGAAGGCUGUCAGCGGGGUAAAGGAGAGGGAGGAGGAGGCGAAGGCUCGUCCCGUCCCGAAAUCCUUGAUAGUGGAAAAGAAACUCCAAGAAAUUGAGAAUCAACUGCAGAAGAAGCUGGACUGCAAGUAUCGCAAGUCGUGCUACGAGACUGGACAGCUUCCAGAAAUCGAAGAAUCGGCUUUCACAAGCUUCUCGAUCCCAUUUCUGUCAAAGGGGUCUGAUAAUGAUGAUGAUGAUGAUGAUGAUGAUGAUGACGAGAAAGAACAGAAACCAUUCGAGGAUAUGAAUGACUUGGAGAAAAAACACCACUGUAAAUAUAGAAAAUCUUGCUACGAAACCGGAGAAAGACCAGAAAUCGAGAGCGAACUAGCUUUCGAGUCAUUCCGGGACAUUCUCGAGAUGCCGGAUAAAGUGGAAACACGGAAGUUGACACUUCAGGAACGGUGCAAGUACAGAAAGUCUUGCUAUAAAACUGGAAUCAUUCCGGAUCUCAGCAGUGAUGACGAACACAUCGAGAAAGUCAUUAAGAAGGAGGUCAGCUCGGUGGUUCCAUCAACCGUUCGCGAUCUUAAGACACUGUGCAAAUAUCGCAAAUCUUGCUAUGAGGAGAUUAGCGAAUCUGCUAGUGUUGAUAUUGUGCAAACCAUCAGGAAAAGACGGAUGAUAGAGAAGGAGGUGAGAAAACGAAGAACAAGACGUCACCGAAGACUUCACAAGCGUCAUGCGAUGAUGAGUCGGUACGGAAUGACAUCAGGCUCGGCGAGUAAGUACGACAAGGUCGAGAAGACGCAGAAGGAGCUUCAAGACAUUGCUGAUGCCCGGGAACAUCGGAAAGAUGCACCAGCACCAAAAUCUGUGAAGCUACACGGAAAGAAGAAGGCGAUGAAAGCUGCAGUGGAAGACGUGAUCGAGCAGAAGAUCGUAGAAGCAGUGGCUCAGCAAGACGUUGAUGAUAAUGAUGAUGAGUCAGAAUCAGAACCAGAACCCGAGAAAAAUAGUAACAAGAAAAACUCAAAAAGGGUGAAGGAACCUGAGCCUGAACCAGAAGAAGAACCAGAGCCUGUAAAAAAGUCGAAAAGAAGCUUGAAAAAAGUGAAGGUGGCUGUUCCUGAUCCAGCGCCCGAGUCUAAAGAUGAAGAAAACGAGGAGUCAGUUUCUGAGCAGGAGCCUGAGUCAGAGUCUGAACCUGAGCCAGCCAAAAAAACUAAAAGAAGCUUGAAGAAAGUGAAGGAGCCGGAGCCAGAGCCAGAAGAAUAUGAACAACCGACCCCAGUACCCGUUCCUGUUCCGGUAAAAAUGGUCAUUAAGAAGCAAGAGGAGCCGGAACCAAAGUCUGAUUUAGAAGAAAAUGACAAUGACGACGAUGAAGGUACUGAGUUUGACAACAAGCACGACCCAAAACGAGACCACCGUCUCCACUGCAAAUAUCGCAAGACUUGUUAUGAAUCUGGCAACCGAGGACUCAUCGAGCCAUACGACUUCUCCAUCUGGCACAUUGUGCACUUCUGGGCCGCGCCACCAUCUCAGACCCACCAUAACUACGGAAAACACAAAGACUCUGAUGGCGACGGGGUUCCAGAUAUUGAGGACAAGGACGCUGCAAUGGCCGAUAGAAAGCUUUCCUGUAAAUAUCGUCCGUCGUGCUAUGAAAAGUACGAUAUUCCGGUUGGAGAAAAGAUCUUGGAGAGGGAGCAGAAGAGAACAGAGGCAUCAGAUUCUGAGGAGAAGGAUGAUGAUGAUGAUGAUAAUGAUGAUGAUGUUGACGAUGAAGUUAGAAAGAUAAACUUGAAGGCCGCCGAUCGCCGUUUGGAAUGCAAAUAUCGAAGAUCUUGUUACGACAGCGGGGUUCUUCCAACCAUCCAGCAGUGGAGUGAAGCUCCAACUCUCACUGAAACUAUUGCCCUUGGCUCGAAAAAUGCAAAAAUGCAAAAGUGCAAAUACAGAAAGUCUUGCUAUGAAGCUGCAGGAAUCACUGACAAGGAUGAUGAUGUAAAGGACAAUGAGGAACGCCAUCUCAAGGAGAAGCUGAAGCCUGUAGAAUCAGAACGCCACCACCACCACCAUUCCAAACACGGGAAGAAGAAGCAUCAGGAGCCCGAGGAUGAGGAGGAUGAUGAUGAAGAGGAGAAAGAGGAGAAGCAGAAGAACAAGGAAGAGAAAAAGGAAGAUGCGAAGAUCCACGAGCAGACUGAUAAGGAGACUAUCGAGCAAGGUGUGAAGGAUAUCUCCUUGUCAGCCGCGGAAAAAAGCUGGUGUAAGUACAGAAAGUCGUGCUAUUCAUCAGUGGAACCGAAGGCUGCAAAGCAAGAUCACUCUGGAACAAUGGCCAGGAGAGAAGGAAGCGGUAAAAAGUGUCACAUCUACUACUUGUCUUGUCGCGAAGCAAUGGGUCUUCCACCAAAGAAGAAGGCACCAAUGGGUCCCAACGGCAAGCGGUUGUGUCGCAAAGUGAAGAAAGACGACUGAUCUCCCUGUUUCCCUGUGCCUUUUUUUUUAGUUUAGUAACACCCGGCUGAGCCAUUUUAUCGGUCAUAUGUCAUUUUCCCGUCAAUUCUUGUAACUAUUCAGACAAUAAUGACGUUUAGACUUUCUUUUUUCUCUGAAAUAAAAUUUUCAAAUGCAAUUC
Messenger RNA from Caenorhabditis elegans, 3966 nucleotides. RefSeq names its product Protein PFC0760c-like (gene T12D8.9). The coding region runs from base 261 to 3806 and encodes 1181 amino acids. NCBI's taxonomy places the organism in Eukaryota, Metazoa, Nematoda, Chromadorea, Rhabditida, Rhabditidae. The transcript is spliced from 6 exons. The record is from RefSeq and is marked reviewed.